AUGAAUGAAGCAACAGCUGGAUAUGGUUUUGGUACGAAUAUUUCAACACCAUUGACGCGAAAUAAUUACCUGCUGUGGAGUAGAUCUGUUAAAGUUGCACUCACAGCGAAAAUGAAACUGUCCUUUAUCGAUGGAUCGUAUCCAAAACCUACUGAAAACACUGAAAAAUGCAAACAUUGGAUUAGAACAGACAGUAUGGUAUUUUCAUGGAUUAUGAAUUCGAUAUCUAAACACAUCGCAAAGGCUUUCUCAUAUGCUAAGUCUGCUAGAAGUUUAUGGUUGCAACUUGAGGCGCGGUUUGGGCAGACAAAUGGCCCUAUGAUCUAUAACUUACAACACGAAAUUGCUUCGAUUUCUCAAGAAAAUAUGGAUGUAGUUUCGUAUUUUACAAAAAUCACAAUGUUGUGGGAUGAACUUGAGUGUGUCGAUCCUACGCCGGAAUGUACAUGUGCUUCGCAAUGGACUGUGAGCAAUAAGAUCGCUUCUACUCAGUUAAUGCAAUUCCUAAUGGGAUUAAACGAUUCCUUUAGCGCAAUACGCAAUCAAAUUCUUGUUAUGGAUCCACUUCCUUCAGUGGAUAGGGCGUACUCCCUAGUUCUGAGAGUUGAAAGCCAGCGACAAAGCAGUAUCAAUAUUGAAGAACUUAACAAUAAUGCGGCGAUGAUGAUACGUGGUGCUGAAUACAGAAGAGAAACAGGAGGUAAGAACUUUCAGCAGAGAAAACAACACAUGGAUAAAAGGAGCCAGUAUUGUACGCACUAUGCAAAAGCAGGACAUGCUAAGGAAACAUGCUUCAAACUACAUGGAUAUCCUGAAUGGUUUAAGGAGCUAGCUGAGAAGAAGAAGAGAUAUGGCAUAGACACUCGAGCCUUGAAUGCAGUCACUUUUGAGACUGCUGCAGGUUCGCAACUAGAGGUAUUAACACAGAACUUAUGCUGCAAGUGA
This is a messenger RNA of Sesamum indicum (sesame), 945 nucleotides long. NCBI's taxonomy places the organism in Eukaryota, Viridiplantae, Streptophyta, Magnoliopsida, Lamiales, Pedaliaceae. The record is from RefSeq and is a predicted model, not a curated record.